Solanum stenotomum is the source of this 1039-nucleotide messenger RNA. RefSeq names its product bZIP transcription factor 53-like. Gene Ontology annotation, molecular function: transcription cis-regulatory region binding; DNA-binding transcription factor activity. The record is from RefSeq and is a predicted model, not a curated record. Bases 490 to 924 code for a protein of 144 amino acids. The transcript is spliced from 2 exons. Lineage: Eukaryota; Viridiplantae; Streptophyta; Magnoliopsida; Solanales; Solanaceae. Gene Ontology annotation, cellular component: nucleus. Gene Ontology annotation, biological process: positive regulation of DNA-templated transcription.
ACAACUUUCCUUAAAAUAAUAAUAAAAAAAACUCAAAAAGCUUCUUCUCCUCCCCUAUAUAAACCCCAUUCUCUCCUCCUUUGUAACAUUCUUUCAACCUUUUGGUUCUACAACUUCCCUCUUUGCAAAGAUCUUUUUUGUGAAUACUUUCACUUGCUGUCUGGAUUUGGAUAUUCUACAAAAGAAAUUUUUGGUUUCUGGAAGAUUGAUUGGGGUUUCUUACAAAGUUCCAAUGUUUGAUUCUUAGUUUCAAAAUUUCUUCAUGUCAUUCUCUACUCGCGUGCGUCGAGUUCGGAUUCUGCAUUCUUUCUCAGUAGUUUUUCUUUACUGGUUCUACGUGUUUUCAUGAACUAGCCCUCAUCAUUGUCUUUUUCCAAUUUGAUUUAGAAAUUCCAUAGCCACACUAUCAAAAGUUUGGUGCUUGAACAAAUUAUACAUAGUUACCUAUUAUUCCAUUUUUUUAUCAUUCAUCCAAUCUGCCUGAGAGACAUGGCUUCGACUCCACAAUUGGUGAGUUCUGGUUCAGAUGCAGACCAGAGGUAUGCAAAGUUUGACGAAAGGAAAAGGAAGAGAAUGGAAUCCAACCGUGAGUCUGCCAAGAGGUCACGGAUGAAGAAGCAGCAGCGUUUGGAGGAGUUAUGUAGCGAAACAACACAGCUGCAGAACCAGAACAGUAUCUGCCACAAUAAGAUUGAUUCUGUUGAAAGGAACUAUCGUGCCAUUGAUGCAGAGAACAAUGUGCUGAGGGCUCAGCUGGCAGAAUUGACUGAACGGUUGAAUUCACUGAACUCACUCACCCAAUUUUGGGCUGAUACUACUGGAUUUCCUGUGGACAUUCCUGAAAUUCCGGACACUUUGCUGGAGCCAUGGCAACUGCCUUGCCCAAUUCAACCUAUCACUGCUUCUGAUAUGUUCCAGUUUUGAGCUGCUGGUCUGAUGAUUUACGAGAAUGGAAUAGAGAAAAGCGUAUUAAAUAUCUAGUUUGAUAUUAGCAUUGUAGCUUUUGUUUCUGACUAGUCAUGGUUGGUUUUGGCUAUUA